Molecule: messenger RNA, 3673 nt
Organism: Trachemys scripta elegans
Lineage: Eukaryota; Metazoa; Chordata; Testudines; Emydidae
Product: butyrophilin subfamily 1 member A1-like
Exons: 9
Coding region: 449-1948 (499 amino acids)
Molecular function (GO): protein binding
Source: RefSeq, a predicted model, not a curated record
GGAGGGAUAUUUCCUUGUCCUGCGGCGGGGUGGGACGUGUCGGGGGCCAGCUCACCCCGUGGGGGACUCUCCAAAAUGCUCCGCCUGGUUCCCGUCCGGGUCUCGUGUUUACAAACCCCCAGGACAUCCCGCCUGCUCCCGAGCCCCUGAAACCACCCCCUGGCCCUGAGCGCCAGGUGUCAGUAACCGGAGGGGAAAAGUCUGAAAAGCAGCCAAGAGUUGGGCUUUUAUCUGCCAUUUCAAAGCAAAACACAGCGUGGAAACGCCAGGAGGCCCCGUUGUUUCAAGGGGAAAGCUUUUGGUUGAAGAACUGACCGGUUGAGGGGCUCCUGGGUGUUGUGCCUUUCCAGGUCCCAUGCGGAUGAGGAGCCCAGAGCUCGAUGCCCCCUCUGUCCGGUGACCAGUGCUCUGUGAUGGUGCCGGGAGACGUCUGCCAGAGGCCCGCAGGAUGCAGAGCGCCCAACACCGCCUUCAGGCCAUACCAGUUGCCCUCUGCCUCCUCCUGGGCAUUGGGACAGCAGCCCCAGAGUCAUUCCAUGUGCUGGGUCCCGCCAGCCCCGUCUCCGCCCCGCUGGGGGGCACUGUGCUGCUGCCCUGCCACCUCUCUCCCGCACUCAGUGCCCAGGCCAUGCAGGUGAAAUGGAGCCAUCCCCAGCUGGGCCAGGAUGUCCAUGUGUACCUGCCGGACGGGAGCGAGGUACAAGGAACGGGCUACCAGGGCAGGACAGAGCUCAUCAUCCAGGGCCUGGCCAACGGGAAUGUCUCCCUGAGGAUCCGGGACAUCCAGCUGUCAGACGAAGGGCAGCACUUGUGCGAGGUCCAGUCACCUACUCACUACAGCACGGCCCUGCUGGAGCUCAGCGUGACAGGCUCUGGCUCAGACCCCGUCCUGCACAUGGCUGGGCACAAGGACCUGGGGGUGUGGGUCUUGUGUCUCUCUGCGGGGUGGUACCCGGAGCCCCGCGUGAUCUGGAGGAAUGGCCGCAGGGAGACCCUGAGCCCCGAGUCUGAACAGAAACCGCGCAGUGACAACGGCCUAUUCAACGUCUCCAGCUCCUUGGUGGUGACUGAGAGCUCGGACCCAGCACUGACCUGCACUGUCAGAGCCGGCUUCUCCGGCCCAGAGAGAGAGACAACUAUUCGUAUCACAGGGCUCUUCCCCAGGCUUGCCCCGGAAAUGACAGCCUUUCUCAUCUUUCUACCAGUAUCUGUUUUCCUCGUGAUUUUGGCUGUUUAUCUUUUCCGAAAGCUCCGGGUACUCAAAGAGGAGGUGUCCAAAGAGCGCGAAUGGAGACAAUUUCUUGAUAAAGUGUCCCUGUCAGCAGCAGAUGUGACGCUGGACCAGAACACUGCCAACCCCUUCCUGGUGCUCUCAGUGGACAGCAGGAGUGUGACGUGCGGCAUCCUCUGGCAAGACGUCCCCAAGAGUGACCAGAGAUUUGACCCCCUCCCCUGCGUCCUGGCCUCCCAGUGCUUCACAGCCAGGCAACACUACUGGGACGUGGAGGUGGGCCAGUGGGGAGACUGGGCCAUCGGGGCAGCCCUGGGCACCAUGGAGCGCAUGGGGGUGUUCCAGCUGUCCCCGGAUGUGGGGGUCUGGGCCCUGCAGUGCCAGGAGGGGGAGUGGAGUGCUCUCACCUGCCCCGAGACCCCGCUGCAGCUGGAGUCAGCACCCAGGAUAGUCCGGGUGCACCUGGACUGCGAGCGGGGGAGCCUGGCCUUCUACAACGCCGAGGGCAUGUCACACAUCUUCACCUUCACCGGCUGUUCCCGGAAACCUCUCUUCCCCUUCUUCUUGCUCUGGACCUCUGGGACUCAGCUGACCAUACUAUGUCCGGGGCAGAGAAAGGCCAUGCAGAUGGACAGGACAACAUGUACAGUAACACCCAAACUGGGGAAAAGGCAGGGCAGUCUUAUAGAACUUCUGAUCAUGCCAGGGCAGAGUUAAGGGUGUUUGGCUGGGAAUUCCCUUGCGUUCAAAGGGGCAAAAUUAAGAGUGUUAAAUUCCUUUGUCUUCCAAGAGGCAGAGUUAAGGGUUUUAACCAGGAAUUUCCUUGCAAAGGGACAGUGUUACGGAUGUUUGCCCAGGGAUUUCCUUUCUUUCAAAUAGCUGCUUGAUUAGAAUUGAAUUGUUAAUUUACAGGGCGAUGCUGAACAGAGUUAGAUCGUGUCUGCUUUUGGUAGUUGGGUGAUCCUCUGACUUUUGUAUUGUGCCUUAAAACAUCUGCCCAAAAUAGUUAUUACUGAAUGAACCUAUUUUACUGAGGGCUUAGAACUUACCUAUUUUUUAAAAGGCAUGUUUUAUUUCAAUAUUUGAACCAAUUUUGGCUACAGCCAGGGAACCAGGCACAAUCAGACUUUCCUGUGGAGAUGCAACUACUACUCAGUAUUACCAGCCGGCAAAACUCCAAAGCUUAAAUGUUUACACAGGAAACUUUAUUUGUAAACUUGUUUCAUUUUCCCCUGGAACCAACCUAAGUCUACAUAAGGGUAUUUAACUGUGAAAUUAACAUUGAGAUACACAGCUCAUUCUUUCUUAGCAUGGGAAGUUCCCAUCUGAGAUCAGGGCCCUGGUGUGAUGGGCUGUGCCCAGACACAUGGUGACCGAGAGCGGGGCAGAGCUGGGAACUGUCCCCAUGUUUAUUGAGUCCCGAUACAAUGCCUUAACCAUGAGCCCAGUCAUGCAAAGCCAGGUGCUGGCUGGUGCCCAUGCAGUUCCCCUGAUUGGGCAGAGAACCUGAGACAUAUGUGAGGAAACCUCCUGGGCAGCAGUGAUAGCACGGGCUGGGGCUUUGCGGGGGGCAGGGGGGGUUGAUCUUUGUGGGGGGGAUUCCAGCCUGUGGCAGGAUGUAGUGAGACUGUGAUACAAAUGGAGCAUGAAAAAUCCUCGUUGUGGUGCUUUUAUCUUCCCCCCACACACACACACACAGUCUCCUUUGUUUAUUCAACUUUGUCUGUCUUUGCUUCAGCAUCUUUGGUUUGUUUAUUUCAGUUCCUUUCUGAUUCACUUUUGGGAAUGAAAUGAACAGCAGCGAUUUCUGACCCCUGGGAAUCACAGGGGACGGGGCCCUUAACCCCUAUCUGGCCAGGAAAGACAGGGGCCAAUUGUUGUGGUUUGAUCCUCGACAAGUCCCACGUGGCCUUGGAAGAAAGCAGAGUCCGGGGCCAGUCAGGACCAGAGCAGACCAGCUCUGCAGGUUUUGGGAAGGAGGCAGUUCAGAUGCUGGAAGCUACCGAUCAAACUUUUAUUCCAGCCUCCAGAGUGAAAGGGGACAUGCGUCUGACUUCUCUCUUCUGGGAGCCAGACGCACCACUUGGGGUGGCCCUGUGACAGCAGCCAGGCCUGCUUGUGCACGUGCAUUUACCAUGAUUGUGCACACAGCACAGUCUGUGCAAAAUCCAAGACCAACCGGACACCUGCUCCCUGUGUGCAACCCCCCUCCCCCACACAUGACUGUUACCAUGGCGGUGCGGAACACGGAACUAUCCGUGCAAACGCAGCGUACUCAUGGGCAGAGUUGGGUGGGAAUGGGGGGGUUGCCCCCCCCAACAUUGUAUAUGUUGAAAGUGGGGUGUGUGCACAAUUUAAAGGUUUGUCCACCACCCCUGAACAGCUUGAGUCUCCACCCCCCCGGGCAGGCCCCCCGCCCCGUUACCCUCAGGCUCCCCUCCC